Symbiodinium natans is the source of this 726-nucleotide messenger RNA. The record is from the annotation of a GenBank genome assembly. NCBI's taxonomy places the organism in Eukaryota, Dinophyceae, Suessiales, Symbiodiniaceae.
AUGGCUGCCCGUACAUUGAGCAGCUGCGGGCCGAUCAACGAUGCGGCUUACGAUGCUGGCAAGUGGCUCGCGACAGCGCACGGCGACGGUGCGGUGCGCAUCUGGAGCUCUGGUGAGCUGGUCGCAGAGCUCUUGGGCCACAAGGCGGCGGUGCUCUGCCUCUCCUGGGCUCCGGCAAGCUCCGGCGCCUCGACGUUGGCCUCCGGGGCCGCGGAUGGACAGGUCGUGCUCUGGCGAGAAGUCCGUCCGGGCGAGUGGCAGAACGUCUAUCAGAAGUUCGUGACGGGUGCCGUCAAGGCUUUGGCCUUCUCGGACCCAGUGCCCCAGUUGAUCCUGGCCAUCGGCGGCGGGGACGAGCUGGGGGUGCUGACCUUCCUGGUCGAAACGAGACGAGGCACUUCCGGCGGCGAACAGUGGCAGGUGAAGAGCGUGCCGGCGCACGGCGGUGGCGUCCUCUCACUUAGCUGGGCGCCGGCGGCAUCUCCCCUCGUCUUGGCCACAGGCCCCGCCGUCGCCCGCGCCGGCCUGGGCCGGGGCCUGGCACCCGCACGGCGCUUGGCCACUGCCGGGCGCGACGGCCGACUCCUGACUUGGCGCGUUGACUCCCGCGGAGAGAACGUCACGCAAGAGCUGGUGCUCGAUGACGGGAAUGGCGGUGGCGUCGUCGGGCGCCCAGCAUUGGUGGGGAGGGGGAGGUUCAGGUUAGCUCUCGCCAUAUCGGCGUGA